AGCAGAACGCUCGUUGUCGGAGAUUUCCGCGAUUCGCGAUCUCACCUAACCCUCGCCAUUGCAGUUUGUUUUGUUCCGAUUGCGAGCGAUACGGUAACGCAAAAUGGUGUCCAGUGACUUCAAUCGAUUGGUAACCGCAUUGUGCAUAGUGUUGUGCCUCUUCGUGAAUUGUAGCAACGGUUUGCAAGAGGGCGAACAGUGUGACCAUCAGGGUGCGCCAGGAGUCUGCACGCCAUAUUCGAGAUGUAAACCGAAGAACCGAAUUACAGUGUGCAGCUACUCCAUUCAAGAAGCAAUCAUAUGUUGUCCGCAGUCGCAGUACGCUCCGAUCGACAGGUUUGCGAAGCCUUCCACUGACAUGCGAGCCGGAACAGAACGGGUUAGCGUUCGGAAAUGCAACGAGUACAAACAGCUCACCACCAAGAGUGUGGCGAUUAGUGCGCUCACGCUGAACCCGACGCUGGUGAAGAUCGAGGUGUCGAAGUGCGACAUGGUCGUGAAGCUGAUCGUCGGCGGAAACGUAACGAAGCCGGGAGAGUUUCCGCACAUGGCCGCGAUCGGGUGGCGGCGUCCGGACGGUGGCUAUUCGUUUGACUGCGGAGGUUCUCUGAUCAGCGAGUACUACGUCCUUACGGCAGCCCACUGCUAUCUGGAAGAUGACGAAGGCACGCUACCGUCGAUCGUACGCUUGGGCGAUCAAAACCUGCUCCGCCCGGAUGACGGGGCCGAGCCAGUCGACUACGAGAUCCUUCGCUUCAUUCUGCAUCCGGAGUUCAAGUGGCGCCAGGGAAAGUACAACGACAUUGCAUUGGUGCAGCUACGCAAUCGUGUUACCUUUACCGACUUCAUCCGUCCAGCCUGCCUCUACGACUCCAAUCAGCUGCCCAUAAACACGGCCAUCGCGACGGGUUUCGGGUUGACGGAGGAUUUUGGGUUAAAGUCAAACGAACUGCGCAAGGUGUCGCUGUACAUCUACGGAAACGAUGUGUGUGACGCUAGCUACCGCUCAAACCGACACGUCAGGUUCGGCGUCCAGGACACGCAGAUCUGCGUUGGAGAUCAGGCCGGUGGCAAGGAUACGUGCCAGGGUGACUCGGGUGGUCCGCUGCAGAUUACGCGCGGUGAAAACCAGUGCAUGUUCCACAUCAUCGGCGUAACGUCGUUUGGACAGGCGUGUGGCAGUGCAACGCCGGCAAUCUACACCAAGGUGAGCGCGUACCUUGAUUGGAUCGAAUCAGUGGUGUGGCCGUAGGGACAAAGUCCUGGUGCGGUGAAACUAAACUGUCGAACGUGUUACUUGUCGAAUCCAUCGAAAGGAUGUUUGCUCACGUAUUCUUAGUGGUUUAAAUAAGUGACGCUCGCUGGGAAUUCAGGACUGUGAAUAUGAGCUGUGGAAUAUGGGAAUGGACUGUGAAUUUGAGCACUGUGAAAAUUGAUAAUAAAUGACAAUCGUAUA
This is a messenger RNA of Anopheles bellator, 1456 nucleotides long. RefSeq names its product serine protease snake-like. The coding region runs from base 104 to 1252 and encodes 382 amino acids. Gene Ontology annotation, molecular function: serine-type endopeptidase activity. Lineage: Eukaryota; Metazoa; Arthropoda; Insecta; Diptera; Culicidae. Gene Ontology annotation, biological process: proteolysis. The transcript is spliced from 4 exons. The record is from RefSeq and is a predicted model, not a curated record.